UGGCGGUAACCAUUUUCCCGCGGAAUUUGUGUGUUGCGUAUGUGUGGUGCCUAAUAAUCAAUCACGGUGAAUAGCAGUCAUUUCAGCCAAUACUGUUGAUAAAUAUCGUUUUUUUUAACUCAAAAUGGCAAUGGAAGAGGCGGAUGUUGAUCAGAGACUGAGAGGCUAUCAGAGAGAAUACCUAGACUUUCUCGACGACGAGGAGGACCAAGGACGUUAUUCAAAAUUAGUUAAGGAUAUGGUCGCUGAUAAACGGAGACGGUUGGUUGUUAAUAUAAAUGAUUUGCGGAGGAAGAAUCCGUUGAGGGCAGCAAGCUUACUGAACAACCCAUUCGAAGAACAAAUAGCAUUCCAGGCAGCAUUGAAGGAGUAUGUUGGAAGCAUUGAUCCAACAUAUGCAAAAGAAGUUGAUGAUUUUUUUGUUGCAUUUGAAGGCAGUUUUGGCAGUAAGCAUGUGACGCCACGAACACUACUUAGCCGGUUCCUUGGUAAUUUGGUGUGUGUUGAAGGCAUUGUGACAAAAUGUUCGCUGGUCCGACCCAAAGUUGUUCGGAGUGUGCAUUAUUGCCCAGUUACAAAAAAGACCUUGGAAAGAAGAUAUACUGACCUGACAUCUUUCGAUGCAUUUCCAUCAAGUGCUGUUUAUCCGACAAAGGAUGAAGAUGGAAAUCCACUGGAAACAGAGUAUGGUCUUUCAGUUUACAAGGAUCACCAAACAUUAACAAUUCAAGAGAUGCCAGAGAAAGCUCCUGCAGGUCAGCUGCCAAGAUCUGUGGAUGUCAUUUGUGAUAAUGACCUCGUGGACAUUUGUAAACCAGGAGACAGAGUACAGAUAGUAGGAAAUUAUCGUUGUUUACCAAGCAAACAGGGUGGUUUCUCUAACUGCACAUUCAGGACAAUUUUGAUUGCUAACAACAUUUCACCAUUGAGCAAAGAGAACACACUUGCCUUGUCACGAGGUGAUGUGGCCAAAUGUAGAAAGCUUGUAAAUGCAAAGAGCACUGGUGAUAUUUUUGAACUACUUAGCAAAUCUCUGGCACCAUCAAUUCAUGGACAUGAAUAUAUUAAGAAAGCAAUUUUGUGUAUGCUGUUGGGAGGUGUAGAAAAAGUAUUACCUAAUGGAACAAGGCUGAGAGGAGACAUAAAUGUUCUUCUUAUUGGAGAUCCCAGUGUUGCAAAAUCUCAGUUACUCAGAUAUGUGCUAGCUACAGCUCCCAGAGCUAUACCGACGACAGGACGAGGCUCAACAGGAGUUGGUCUAACGGCUGCCGUCACCACAGAUCAGGAGACUGGUGAGAGAAGGUUAGAAGCUGGUGCUAUGGUUUUGGCUGAUCGUGGGGUUGUCUGUAUUGAUGAAUUUGACAAAAUGUCAGACAUAGAUCGUACAGCUAUUCAUGAAGUCAUGGAACAAGGAAGAGUCACUAUUGCGAAAGCUGGAAUACAGGCUCGUUUGAAUGCUCGUUGCUCUGUGCUUGCAGCAGCAAAUCCGGUUUACGGAAGGUAUGACCAGUACAAAACUCCAAUGGAGAAUAUUGGUCUUCAAGAUUCUCUUCUUUCACGUUUUGACUUGCUAUUUGUAAUGCUUGAUCUUGUGGAUGGAGAGCAGGACAACAGGAUAUCUGAUCAUGUAGUACGCAUGCACAGAUACAGGAACCCAGGAGAACAGGAUGGGGCGGUGUUGCCAAUGGGUUCAGCAGCUGACUUACUUGCUACCAACAAUCCAGAUGUGGAAGAGGAGGAUGAUAGUAAUGCACCAAUCUAUGAAAAAUAUGAUGCACUUCUACAUGGAAACACAAGAUCACGAAAGGACAAAAUUAUUAGUGUGAAAUUUAUGCGUAAAUAUAUACAUAUUGCAAAGAUGAUGAAGCCUACCCUAACAGAAGAGGCUUCAAAUGUAAUCUGUGAGGAAUAUUCAAAGCUUCGCUCUCAGGACAGUGUAGAAAAUGAUGUUGCCCGAACACAACCUGUGACAGCUCGUACAUUAGAAACUUUAAUACGUCUUUCAACAGCUCAUGCAAAGGCCCGGCUCUCACGAACAGUGGACGUUGAAGAUGCUCAAGCAGCCAUUGAGUUAGUGCAGUUUGCAUAUUUUAAGAAGGUCCUCGAGAAGGAGAAGAAGAGGCGGCGACAGAGUGAAGAUGGGGAUGCAUCAGCUGAUGAAAGUAGUGACGACAGGCCUAAGAAAAAAACACGCAAGGAGAAGAGUAAGAGACCCACGCCAAAGUCUGGGGAAGAGGGCCAUGACGUAUAUGAUGAUGUGACAGAUUCUGGAGAAGACGGUGAAGAUGAAGAAAGUGAAGCAGUGCAUCUGACAGAGCCAGGAAAUGCAGAAGAUAAAUCGGCACCACCAACUUCUUCUGCACCCAAGUCUCCUUCGAGAGGGGCAACUACUAUAUCUGAUGAGAGGUUCAAAUGUUUCAAAGCGAGCUUGGCAAAGGUGUUUCGAGAAGCUCGGACACAUUCAUUAUCGGUGGCCAGAGUGACGGAGUUUGCGAACAGUGAGCAGAGCACACCAUAUUCUCAAGAAGAAAUCAGUGCAGCAAUGGAUAAACUCUCAGAAGCAAACCAUAUUAUGGUUGCAGAUGACUUGGUACUUCUUAUCUAGAGAAAAUAAAAACAACUAUUUUAGUUCUGAACUGAGAGAUUGUGCACGCACACACACACACACAUGCGCGCACGUGUGUGUGUGUGUGUGUGUGUGUGUGUGUGUGUGUGUGUCACGUGGGGAGCACUUAGAUUACCGUACUAAAAAUUUUAAUUGGGCUUUGUAUCACACAGUGUGACUUUUAUCAGAAACUGAAACAAAUUGUGAAAUUUAUUUAUGAGUGAUAACAGCAGUAGAAAGGAAGAUAAUGAAUAAAGGAGGAUAGUGAAGCAAAAAUAUGAAAGGCGAGGUGGAAACAAGAUUCUGGAACCAUAAUGAAGGAAACUAACUUCUUUGUCAAUAUGGAAGAAAUAAGUAGAAAAAAGUUUUUAAUGUAAUCAUUGCUUCAUUUUAUGUGUUAGUACUUAAUGGUACAUGACAAGUAUCUGAUUGGUACUUUGAUGAACUUACCAUAUCUUUGAUAAUAUAAAUAUUUGUUAGAGCUCUAUGCUUUUACCUUCAAUAUUGUCACUCAAACAAUAAACAAUUAAUAUGCCUUCAAACCUAUCAUCUUAUUUUGUAACACAUUUCAUGUUAGUCAAGUGGAUGAAACAAGUGAAAUAAACUGGAAAUCAUGUAGGUAGUCCACUGACAAUGGUGCUAAUGGUAGGCAUAUGAAAUUUGUUUUCUUAGUAUUCUAUGAAGAUACAAGGGAAUUGUAGCCUUCACAGAAGUUAUGUUUUAGAGCAGUGUGAGAUGGAUUCAGUUGCCUUGACAUUUUCGGUGUCUGAAUCCAAGCAUUGUGUCAUUUAUGUUCUGCUUGGUUGUGUUAUCUACCAACCAACCAAAUCAUUUGUAUUAUCAUAAACUGAAUGUCACAGAACUUUCAUCUGUGCAGACCUUUCUGUCAUGAGUUGCCCAUAUAUACACUGUCUGUUCACAUUAAUGUGGCCACCUGUAUUAUACCUAAAUAUCCAAUUGUUGUAGUGCAGAAUGCUGAGAGAUGUGCUGGAAGUGUCAGUGAGGUUCUGGAAGGUACCGACAUGGAAAUGGAGGUAUGUGGACUCGACUGCUAUGAUCAGCUGUAUGCAGGGGUGGACAUGGUUUCCAAGGAUAGAUGCAUAUCUGUGUUGAUCCAUAGUGCCCUCCAUCCAAGAAUGCCAUGAAAACAUUUCCCAAACCAUAACGCUCCCUCCUCCUUGGACCUUUCCAACAUAUGUUGCAGGGUGUUUGCUUUCAGACAUUUCAUGCCAGUGGAGCAUAAAAUUUGAUUCAUCUGGAAAGGCCACCUGUUGUAAUUCAGACCUCCAGUUGCAGCCUUUGUCACUGAUGAACAGCAGUCAGCAUGGUUGCAUGAACCAGGCAGUUGCUACAGAGGCCCAUAUGCAGCAACAUAUUCUGAAGAGUCAGUUAGUUAGUUGCACAUCUAUUCACACACACACACACACACACACACACACCAGUCAGUCAUCCCUGUCAUCUAUGGGCCACUGAUGAUUCGGCACCAGUUUUGCCAUGCAUAGUACACAUUAACUAUGGUGAUACGCGAACAGUUUACAAACUUGGGCAUUUCAGAAAUGCUACCAUCAUUGGCCAAUGAGUAUGCCCUUUGAAUGUCGGAUAAUAAACACCAUUUCUGCAUUACAGCAAGGACUGCACUGUUUUCCGUGUCCCACUGACACGCUUAACAUACCCUCCAUUGCCAGGGCUGCCACCUCCAUCUGUUGAUGCCCAACAUAAGUGGUGGUCACUUUAAUGUGACAGGGUUUUAUAUAAAAGCCUUCAGCACACAUACUUUUUUGAAAGGACAUCUCUCAAAAAAAAGAAGCCCUUUUCCCUCUAAGUACAUCUUCUGGUGAGAGUACUGAUUAAGGAAAAUAACCACAAACUGUAUUUUCUUUUAGCAUCAUUCCUUCAGCACUGUACCAUAAUUUGUGUAUGUGUGUUGUUGAUGAAACAGGCCAGAAGUAUUCAAUUAUCCAGGUUACACAAGUAAGACAAGGACUUCCCAUUAACAUAUAAAGAAGAAAACAGUUGGUCAUCGUGACUUUUAAUUAGUCACCAGCUCACUUGCAAGAAAUAUUCAUUGUUCACUUCUGAGCUGACAGUUAUAGUGAAUGUACACAGAAAAUAGCCGUAGCGUCUUCUGUUUUCAGGAGAGCAUUGCAAUACAGCACAUUGAUUUCAUUAAGUUCCUCCCCAGCAGUCAUAUUCCUCAGGCUCUUACAUGUCUUUUAUUGCUAUAGCUUUGUGUAGCUAUAUUUGUCAUUGCUUCUAUUUUAUGCCCAUGACCAUUAUCUUGUUGCUAAGAAUUAGUUUCUUAACCACUUGCUUGGAUUUCAUAUGCUAUGUGCUACUGUAACCUUCCUCCACAUCUCGAGUCAAUUUUGUGAGUAGCUUGGUUCUUCCCUUCACCUUUUCUGUUUGCUUUCUCACCAGCUAACUGAAAAACGAACCUGUGAUUCAGAAAGGUUAAAUUUGAUAUCCAUCUUGUUUUCAAUUUCAUCACCCUGUCGGUGUAUAAGAGUGAACAAAUAUUUGAAUUAUACAUCCUCAUUCAUUUAAAGUUUCAUCAAAGACCAAUUUGAGCAUGGCUGUUGAAAAGCCACUGCAGUUAGAGUUGUUGUUUCAUUGAAGUAGCAGUGACAACUUUCUUCAUUGAAAUGAGAGAAAAGCAGUAGAGGAGGAGGUAACUUUGAAUAUUCAGAAGGUAGACGUAUUGGUGAAACCUGUAAGAAAAGAGUGUAAAUCCAAGGGAUUAAUCAGACUCAUAAGGCACAAUUACAGCCUGUUAUCUCCCUCAGAAGCAAUUACUGAAAAUAACUAUGUAUCGUCAGUAUGUAAUGAAUGUUUUGUUUGGGUGGCACUCAUGUAUGUCUCGUAAAAUAUAUCUGUAUAGCCAUUCUGGCAGUGAAACAAAUCCUCAUUUUUAAAUUGUGUUUUGGAAUAUUGAAUCACUAUUUUAAGUUAAAAUUAUAAAAAUAAAGAACAUGUUGAUGACUGACA
Schistocerca piceifrons (Central American locust) is the source of this 5590-nucleotide messenger RNA. RefSeq names its product zygotic DNA replication licensing factor mcm3 (gene Mcm3). Gene Ontology annotation, cellular component: MCM complex; nucleus. The transcript has 16 exons. Bases 125 to 2605 code for a protein of 826 amino acids. Gene Ontology annotation, biological process: double-strand break repair via break-induced replication; DNA strand elongation involved in DNA replication; mitotic DNA replication initiation. The record is from RefSeq and is a predicted model, not a curated record. NCBI's taxonomy places the organism in Eukaryota, Metazoa, Arthropoda, Insecta, Orthoptera, Acrididae. Gene Ontology annotation, molecular function: single-stranded DNA helicase activity; ATP hydrolysis activity; ATP binding.